AUCAGAAUCAUUUCCAACCCAGCCAUUGCUGUCAGCUCGCCGUCUGGUUCACAGGCCAGCCAAGCCAACCCAUCGGCUGUCGGGGAGGCCUUCACCCCUCCUCUUACACCCAACAAUCAACCUCUGUUGACUGUACCAUCAUCUGUCCCUCAGGGGGAUCAGUCUGUCAUUCAUGUUCUUCAUCAGGCAGGAAAGCUCAGGAAUGUGCUCACGUCCACCGCCGCAUCAUUGCCGCCUUCACAUAGCUGCUCCACCUCACCAUUUAAGGUUGUAAUCCCUUCUUCAAAACAGGCAACAACCUAUUUGUUAAAAGUUCCACCUAGUAAGUUUAGUAAAACUGCCACCAUGUAG
Messenger RNA from Lymnaea stagnalis (great pond snail), 351 nucleotides. The record is from the annotation of a GenBank genome assembly. Lineage: Eukaryota; Metazoa; Mollusca; Gastropoda; Lymnaeidae.